AUGAAUAUAGACGUGGAGUUCCACAUCCGGCACAACUACCCCUGGAGCAAGUUGCCGGCCAACGUGAGGCAGAGUCUUGGAAAUUCACAGAGAGAAUAUGAAAAGCAGGUUGUUCUGUACAGUAUCCGCAAUCAGUUACGAUACAGAAAUAACUUAGUUAAACAUGUCAAGAAAGAUGAGCGCAAAUACUAUGAGGAGCUCCUCAAGUACAGUCGCGAUCAUCUCAUGCUGUACCCUUACCAUCUGUCAGAUAUUAUGGUAAAGGGCCUGAGGAUAACACCCUUUUCAUAUUAUACUGGGAUCAUGGAGGACAUUAUGAACAGUGAGAAAAGUUAUGAUUCGUUGCCCAAUUUUACUGCUGCUGACUGUCUAAGGCUCCUUGGCAUAGGAAGAAACCAGUACAUUGAUCUGAUGAAUCAGUGUCGGUCAUCAAAAAAAUUUUUCAGAAGGAAAACAGCUCGUGAUCUUUUGCCAGUGAAGCCGGUGGAAAUUGCCAUAGAGGCUUGGUGGGUGGUGCAGGCUGGGUAUAUCACAGAAGAUGACAUAAAGAUAUGCACUUUGCCUGAGAAAUGUGCUAUUGAUAAGAUCAUCGAUGCAGGCCCUCAGCUGUCUGGAUCACUAGAUUACAAUGUAGUACAUAGCUUAUAUAACAAAGGAUUUAUUUAUCUGGAUGUACCAAUAUCUGAUGACAGUUGUAUAGCAGUUCCUCCUCUUGAAGGUUUUGUAAUGAAUCGGGUGCAAGGUGAUUAUUUUGAAACUCUACUUUAUAAGAUAUUUGUCUCAAUAGAUGAGCAUACUAAUGUUGCAGAGCUUGCAAAUGUCCUUGAAAUAGACUUAUCUUUGGUUAAGAAUGCCGUUUCAAUGUAUUGCCGAUUGGGCUUUGCCCAUAAGAAGGGACAAGUAAUAAAUUUGGACCAGCUUCAUUCAUCGUGGAAGAAUGUUCCAUCCGUAAACAGAUUAAAGAGUACUUUAGAUCCACAAAAGAUGCUGCUAUCAUGGGAUGGUGGGGAAAGCAGGAGUCCUGUACAAGAAGCUUCAUCGGCUACUGACACAGAUACUAACAGUCAAGAAGAUCCAGCUGACACAGCCAGUGUAAGCAGUUUGAGUUUGUCCACAGGAUAUACAAAGCGUAUUGCUUUUCUCUUUGACUCAACUCUCACUGCCUUUUUAAUGAUGGGAAAUCUUUCACCAAACUUGAAAAGCCAUGCUGUCACAAUGUUCGAAGUUGGCAAACUGUCAGAUGAGUCUCUGGACAGCUUUCUUAUAGAACUAGAAAAGGUUCAGAGCACUGGUGAAGGAGAAGCACAGAGAUAUUUUGAUCAUGCACUUACUCUGAGAAACACAAUAUUGUUUCUGCGUCAUAAUAAAGAUCUAGUUGCACAAACUGCACAGCCAGACCAGCCCAAUUAUGGUUUUCCUCUGGAUCUCUUACGCUGUGAAAGCCUUCUUGGUUUGGACCCUGCAACUUGUAGCAGAGUUCUGAACAAAAAUUACACACUACUCGUCUCCAUGGCUCCUCUCACCAACGAAAUCCGGCCUGUGAGCAGCUGCACCCCUCAGCACAUUGGACCAGCUAUCCCAGAAGUCAGUUCUGUCUGGUUUAAACUAUACAUUUAUUACAUCACCGGGCAAGGACCACCAUCUCUUUUACUGUCCAAAGGUACAAGACUUCGAAAACUGCCAGAUAUAUUCCAGGGUUAUGAUCGAUUACUAAUAACAUCUUGGGGUCAUGACCCUGGGGUAGUCCCUACGUCCAACGUGCUCACGAUGCUGAAUGAUGCUUUAACACAUUCGGCAGUUUUGAUUCAGGGACAUGGUUUGCAUGGGAUAGGAGAAACUGUCCACAUACCUUUUCCAUUUGAUGAAACAGAACUACAAGGAGAGUUCGCUCGCGUCAACAUGAGUGUUCAUAAAGCCUUGCAGAUAUUAAGGAACAAAGUGGAUCUGCAGCAUUUUUGUGGAUAUGUCACCAUGUUGAAUGCUUCGAGCCGCCUUGCGCACAGAAAACUCAGUGACGCUUCUGAUGAGAGAGGAGACCCUGAUUUGGCUUCUGGCUCAGAUGUAAAUGGGAGCACAGAGUCAUUUGAAAUGGUCAUUGAGGAAGCAACUCUAGACUCGGCAACAAAACACAACUCUGCUGCCACAACAGAAGCGGAUUGGGUUCCUCUUGAGCUGUGCUUUGGAAUUCCAUUGUUUAGUUCUGAAUUAAACCGGAAAGUUUGUAGAAAAAUUGCGACACAUGGCCUUUGCAGAAAAGAGAGCCUUCAGAACCUCUUACAUUCCAGUAGAAAACUCUCUCUACAAGUCCUUAACUUUGUUCACUCAUUCCAGGAAGGUGCUUCCACACUGGAUGUUCACACAGAGGCCAGCUUUUCCAGUGUGCCUUCACAGUCCUCCUGUGCCGACACGGGAGUUCCGCUUCCUGCAAAGAACUUAAUAUUUAAAGAUGGUGUCUUAUCAGAGUGGAGUGGACGGUCACCUUCCUCACUUCUUGUUGCUAAUCUCCAUUUGCAAUAA
This is a messenger RNA of Puma concolor (puma), 2517 nucleotides long. It is a transcript of the gene FAM91A1, whose product is annotated as family with sequence similarity 91 member A1. Gene Ontology annotation, biological process: intracellular protein transport. The record is from RefSeq and is a predicted model, not a curated record. Lineage: Eukaryota; Metazoa; Chordata; Mammalia; Carnivora; Felidae. Gene Ontology annotation, cellular component: trans-Golgi network; cytoplasmic vesicle.